This is a messenger RNA of Conger conger (European conger), 4800 nucleotides long. It is a transcript of the gene tnk1, whose product is annotated as tyrosine kinase, non-receptor, 1. The record is from RefSeq and is a predicted model, not a curated record. Lineage: Eukaryota; Metazoa; Chordata; Actinopteri; Anguilliformes; Congridae. The transcript is spliced from 14 exons. Bases 402 to 2579 code for a protein of 725 amino acids. Gene Ontology annotation, molecular function: protein binding; ATP binding; protein tyrosine kinase activity. Gene Ontology annotation, biological process: protein phosphorylation.
GUUCAGGUGGAAGCAUAGCGAGGCGGGGGAGGAGGGAGGAGGUUGAGAGGGUAGUAGGCUACAACAAAAGUUUGGAAUUUGGUUUCAUGGAGAUUUCUUUUGAAAAGCGAAACACAGAAGACGAAUGAAUCAUCAGAAUUAGAAGCUAAAACUCCACCAAUGCCAUGAUCCUGAAAAUAAAUGCAAGUUAAAUGAAGGCGGGAGUCCGAAUGGAAGCAUGUCCGGGAAGGCAAGCCGUAAGGCGGUAUAAAUGAACUUUAUGUUUUUAUUGUUUACGUAAAAUACAUUAUUCGAUCGUUUGAUUUUGGAGAAAGACGUGUCGAGAGAAGAGAAGAGAAACCACUGGGAACCGAGCUGUCGUUUGUUUUGUCAAGUAUUGUCAUGUGGUGCCUGGCUGUGUAAUGCUGAUGGACCAGGACACACAGUGGCUGUACCAACUCCUGGCAGAGGUCCAGUUAGAGCGGUUCUACCACCGUGUGAGGGACAAUCUGAAUGUGACACGUAUAGAACACUUUGCCUAUGUGAAGGAUGCUGACCUGGAACAGAUCGGCAUUGGGAAACCUGGUCAGAGAAGACUAUGGGAUGCAGUCAAACGGUAUAAGAUUCGACCAAGAUCAUGGAUGCCGAAGAGUGGAGGUGACCAAUGGAGUGGGACAGGGCAGGGACAAGAGACCGGGCGGUCCCUCACCUGUCUUAUCCAGGACACAGAGCUACUCCUGGGGGAAAAACUUGGCUCCGGGUCUUUUGGAGUGGUAUGGAAAGGGGAGUGGCAGACCCCAACUGGACGUGUGCUGCCUGUGGCUGUGAAGUCACUGAGAAGCAGACAGAUGGACACGCUUACAGAUUUUCUCCAGGAGGCAACCACUAUGCAGUCACUGGACCACCCCAACAUUAUCCGUCUUUAUGGAGUGGUGCUCACACAGCCCCUCAAGAUGGUAACAGAGCUGGCACCGCUGGGCUCCCUUUACGACACCUUGCGCUCUCGCCAGAAUGAGUACCCGCUCUCCCGCCUAUGGCUCUUCAGCACGCAGAUUGUGGCAGGAAUGGAGUACCUGGAGGGCCGGCGCUUCAUCCACCGGGACCUGGCAGCGCGGAACGUGCUGCUGGCCUCCCGGGAGCUGGUGAAGAUCGGGGACUUUGGCCUGAUGAGGGGCUUGACCCAGGACACGGACCACUACGUCAUGAACGCACACCGACGCAUCCCUUUUGCUUGGUGUGCCCCUGAAAGUCUGCGUGUAGGCUCCUUCUCCCACGCUUCUGAUGUAUGGAUGUUUGGGGUCACUUUGUGGGAGAUGUUCACUUACUGUAUGGAGCCAUGGCUUGGGAUGUCUGGUCGACAGAUCCUGUUUCGUGUGGAACGAGAAGGGGAGCGUUUGGAGAGGCCGCUGGACUGUCCCCAGGAGCUGUACACUGUGAUGCGCCGGUGCUGGGCCUCCAUCGCUUCUGACCGGCCCUCCUUCUCCCAGCUUACCACCAUGGUGGCAGAGGCCCAGCCAAUGGAGGUUCGUGUCUUGAGGGACUUUUCUGAACCACGGAAACUGACCUUACAGACCAAUGACACUGUGACUGUCAUAGAUCAUGGUCUGGAGCUGUCUGAAUGGAGAGGCCAGAAUCAGAGGACUCUGAGUGUGGGCUUGUUUCCCGCCAGCAUAGCUGCACCCUCGCUUCCAGCCCCUGCUCCUGCCACCGCCACCGCCCCUGGCACCAUUUUCAUCUCAACUCCCUUGAGGAACAGUCUGCAGCACCUCAGUCAUGGAGAUAUCCACCCUGACCGCAGCUGGGGGAUGCCUGGCCGUCUGGACAAGACCACAAACUGGAGGACUGCAGGAGCUCCCAGAGAGAAGGAGAGUUCCAACCUACGGAAAAUGGCAGGCCUUUCUCGAAGUUUGGAGUCAGUUCUUGGUGGAGCCCAGCCUGAGAAUCCAAGUGGAUUAGGCAGGACGGAUAACCGUAGACCUGGUCCUAGACACCCAGCCCACCAGGACCCAAGGCGGUUUAGCGAUGCAAGCUUUGGGCCACCUCCCCGCCCCCCGCCGCCAAAUAUCAAACGGCCUAUACCCCAGGUGCAAAUGCGGGAGCGCAAGCCUGCUGUAAACUUUGGCCUCGGCUCGUGGCCUCCACAGCCACAGCAACAGCAGGCUAUGUGGGUUAGCAACCUGGCCAAGAUGACCCACAUAGCCCGAUCCACACCCCAGCUGGAUGACUCUGGGGAGAAGGGGAAGGACAGGGAGAGGGAGAGAGACCGAGAAAAGGAGAGGGACAGGGAGCGAGAGAGAUACCCACCUCAAGUGCAGAAUGACAGGACAGCAAUGAUUGCACAGGUUCAGGAGGCGGUACACGGUGUGACCAUUGAGGAAGUUCAGAAUGCGCUUCGACGUAAUGACUGGAAUCCAUUCAGGGCUGAGCAGCAGCUAAAGACGGAGCAGCUGUAUUUCAUGAGCAUGUGCUCCCGUGAAGAGUGCAGAAGCAUCCUCUCCCAGCACCAGUGGGACCUGCAGCAGGCCAGCCGCUACUUGAUCAGACUGGCACGGGAGGGAGAAAGGGAGGGAGCGCCUGGCGGUGACAGACACAGAGUUUGACUGAGGCAGCGACGGGAGUGGAAACGUGGAAUAUUUUAAAUGAAGCAAGACGGCCUGCGAAGCACAGUGGAAGGAGCGGUGGACCGGCGACAGAGCUGUGAGUGACAGAUGCUCCCUGUCACAUGCAAGGAAAGGAAGCCGCACAUGACCAGUCUUUUAAUUCAGCUUGCAUCAAAUACCAUGAUGGACGCCCUCUCAAUUUCUCUUUGUGCUCAAAAUUGUAGUCCAGUGCCACAGCACUCAGCAACAGUGGCACUGCGAUGGAGCAGUGACGGACACAGGAGGAUGCUGGAGCUCUCCAUGCCACUUUAACCUCUUCCACAGCUCCAGGAAAAGGAUAUCUAUGAUUCUGUGCACAUGCAUCAGUUUCAGUUGCAUAUACAAAACACAGAUACUGGCCUUGCUAUUUAAAGUGUGUGCAGAAUACAGUAUGAAAUGGACACAAUGCAGUCCUGCCACAUUGUACACACAGUCACACUAUGAAUGGAAAUAUGACAGAACAAGCAUCUAAUGGAGAUCUGAAAUGAAAUAAUAGUUUGCAUUUAAUUUGCCAUCAUCACGGCCAUUCACUUUCAGACUAUGAAAGACAUUACAUUUACAGUUGUUUUUAGUAUAAAAUAAAUCUGCUUUUUGUUUUCAAUAAUGUUCUUGAGUAAAUUGUAUAUAGAUGAGGGACAUUUGUAUUUGGAGAAUAACACUAGCAUCAAAUUAGACUGAAUGGAUUCGAAGAUUUCGAGCUUGAUCUUUUUGACUAUUUGAAAGUGAGACUGACAAAAUAAUGGGAAUGGAUCAGCACACUAUGUGUUUUGGAGGCACAUCAAGGAAUUCCAUUGGUGAGUUCAUACCCACGUUUGUUGAGGAAGUACAGUGGGCUCCAGAAUUAUUGGCACCCUUAAUAAAAAUGGAUGAAAAAGGCAGCAUAUAAUAAUUAUUAUAAUGUUCUAUGUUCAAACGAUAUACUUUUAUUUCAAUACUUCACUCUCAUGUUUCAAUGUUUUUUAUUUAGUAAUCUCAUUUUUUCUGAAAACCACAGGUGCUGAAAUUCCUGGCUCCCAUAACAAUUAUUGUAAAUAAAAUGAAAGUGAAAUUGAUUAUAUUAACUCUCAGUUUAAAGGAACUAUAUUGUGUCAUUCCAGCACUUCCUGUUUCACUGGAGUAUAAAAAUGAGUGUGAAAGAUUGCUUUGUCAAUCAUCAGCAUGGGAAAAGCCGAAGAACUGUCAAUUCAGAAGACAGAUGGUAAUUGACCAUCACAAGUCUGGUAAUGGGAACAAAAAAAAAAGACAGUCGGUUAAACAUACCACUUAGCACUGUACGGGCAAUAAUUAAAAGGCAUAAAACAUAUAGAAUGGGGUGCAAAUUGACAGGAGAAGUACACAAGUGCACAUUAUCUCCACGGACAGUAAAGAAGGUGUUGAGGAAGGCCAUUAGUAACCCAAGGGUAACAGUUUGAGAUUGGUUGCAUCUUGGGGUUGCCAAGUCUCAAAAAGAACCAUAAAAUGGCACCUCCAUGCCAACAAACUCUUUGGAAUGGUGGCACAAAGACCCCUUACUUCAUUUUGACUGGAAGAGAGUGCUAUGGUCAGAUUAAAACAAAAUUGACUUAUUUGGUGGCAAAAAAGGAAUGCAUACAAGGAGAAGUACCCAUACCUACUGUCAAAUAUGAAGGUGGGUAAUUUAUAUUUUGAAGGGUUUUUUUUUUCCAGUGGUCCAAGGGCACUAUUUAAGAUCAGUGGCAGAACUAAUUAAACAAAGUACCAGCCAAUCUCGGCAGAAACUCUGCUUGCCUCUCCAAGGAAGCUGAGACAUGGUCGUAGAUAGAUUGUCCAGCAUGACAAUGACUCCAAACGUACAUCUACACAUAAAUAGUAAGUGAAAACAACAUCCAUGUUCUGCAAUGGCCACCUCAGUCUCCAGACUUAAGUCCCAUCAAUAACCUGUGGUCUAAACUGAAGAAGGGGGGUCCAACCAAGGAAUGGUCAAAAAUCCAUUAGUUCAAUAACCUUAUCACAAAUUACAAAAAAAGAAGAGUCAUGGCUGUUAUCUUUGCCAGAGGUAUUUGCACAAAGUAUUAAACCAGGGGUGCCAAUAAUUGCGGAAACCAAUUUUUUGUGGAAAUUCAUGUUUUAUUUGAAAAAUGUAAGACUGAUUAAUUCCAUUGAAUCAUUAAUGAAGCACACUACUGUACGGAUGUUGGAAAAUAAAACUUAUGUUCAUAACUUA